Messenger RNA from Aspergillus ibericus CBS 121593, 1331 nucleotides. Its product is annotated as Cnl2/NKP2 family protein. Lineage: Eukaryota; Fungi; Ascomycota; Eurotiomycetes; Eurotiales; Aspergillaceae. Gene Ontology annotation, biological process: chromosome segregation. The coding region runs from base 309 to 893 and encodes 194 amino acids. The transcript has a single exon. Gene Ontology annotation, cellular component: kinetochore; Mis6-Sim4 complex. The record is from RefSeq and is a predicted model, not a curated record.
CACCGCUAUCCACUCCGUAUUCUACAUCAUAGAGCAUUUCUCACCAGCUGACCACCGUCCUCCGCUUCGGCGAACUUAAGACUGUGACUUUGUUUUCCGUCAAGCCCAACUCCAACUCUGGCCGCCCCGGUCCUGGUAAGCUGAUCGGCGCAAGACGCGGUUCAUCCCCAUUGAGGGUAACACAGCAGCGACAGAAGAAUAAUACCCCGAGGACGAGAAAAAGGAGAUCUUAGAGGCAUUCGGCCUUCUCAAUUGAGGCUUUAAUCAAUUCACUACUUUUCUCUCCUGUGGAUUUACAUUGAACCACCAUGGCGCCUACCGAAGCUUCUAUUCUGAGCAAUUUCCUGCUCUCCCCAGCUCCGCUGCCAACACUCAUAUCAUUGCAGCAAUUUACGGAGCUUUUCCCAAAGAGGCUGCGGUCUCACCCGCACAUUAGAGCGCUCUACCGCGAGCUGCAAGAGCUACGUGAACAUGACAUGGAUCUAGUCAAUGGGAACAUCGACAAAGAAGUCCGUCAGGGUGAGAACCAAAAAGCAGAGCUUCGCAAGUCCAUCACGAAAACCGGCGUUGAUGGACUCUCGUCCACUGACCAGCGAGAGAUGGAUAUGGAUGUCCAGUUGUUCGGGCAAACAUCCUCGAUCUCCGAGUAUCAUUCGGCAUCCAGUCUCCUAGAUGCCAUGGAGAAGGCCUGUUCAGACAUUGAACGCCAAGUUGCUGAGAUGGAUGAGAAAGCAACCUUGAUCUUGUCUAAGCUCAACAACACAGUCGGUGAUUUGAGCGACCUGCGCUACGGUAAGCUGCAGGGCCCCGCCGGCACGAGCGGCGAAGACAUGGUGAACGAAGCCAUCCGAGGUCUGAAUAAUUUGGAGGAUGCCUGCUAUCGUAAAAGCUGAGUUCGAUAGCUGUCAGGGCAUCAAUAUCUCAAGACUACUUUGGCCCUUAUCGAGCUGUCCAAUGGUCAGGGGACUGAUGACAUGGCCAGCUCGCUCAUUAGUAACACGCACGGCUUCUGGCCGGAACUGAACUUUAGCUGUGCAGUACGAUGCUCGUACAAUGUAUCAAACUAAAGCGCCUCUUGUUGCAUGAGAUCAUAUGCAUCCUUGAGAACAGAGUGUUCCUUUGCUUGCCGUGCCACGACCGUUGGAUGUCUUGGAUGAGCCAGGGAGGUCGAACCUAUGUCACAGACGAACAUGUGCAUCUAUGAAGAGUCUGCUGGGCUUUUGGUUUCGAAGAGAAGGCAGAGCGAGGAGGAUCCGAGCACGAUUGUGGGCCUAUUGAUAAUUAACUUACGAUGUUAUCAUAUCGCCAUUUUCCUUGAUAUCAGAGGUCGA